CAUAACUGCCGAAGCUAUGUAUGCCGAGAUACCCUGGUCAGCAAUUAAAUGCGUUGGAAUCGUCAUUCUAGCUCUCCAGGUCUCAUCUCGACAGCACAGUACCUCAAGAGAGGUUCAAGGAGCUCUUCGACUACAGCCAUUCUUUUUCCCAAAUAAGGUUGUCGUCGGAAACACCGUGACCGUCAUGUGCACGACCAUAAGUAGCACAGCUAAUGUCAACUUUCGAUGGCUCAAGAACGGAAAAGAGCUCCUCAAAAGUUCCAAAGUGAAGAUUGUGCACCACUCGCUGUUCAGCACACUGGUCGUAGGCCCGACUACCACUGAGGACAGCGGAAACUAUACUUGCGUGGGAAACAUGGGCCAGCAGGUGGACAGUUACUCCCAGCAGCUCAAUAUCCUAGGUGAUAAAGAAACCAAGGCAGCUGGAAGGAACCAGCUGCAGAUAAAGAACGCAUCAAAGUUGGAUGCAGGAUCGUACGAAUGCACUGCCGACAACGACGUUCGAGAUGCCAUCGCUAAAACCAUUGUAAUCUCCAUUUACGAAAACAUCAAAGUGGUGCCGUUUUAUGUACCGGACAAAGUCAUGCUCGGGGACACGGUGAAAAUUGUGUGUUACACGAGCACCGUACAAGCUCCUCUGUCGUUCAAGUGGAUGAAAGAUGGAAAAGCACUGAGCAGCGACCAGGACGCCCAGAUCAAGACACAGGCCGACCUGUCGACAAUGGUUCUGGGCCCCGUGAAACACUCGCACACGGGUAACUACACCUGCAAGGUCCUCUCACCAGCAUCUAGUGGAUCAUACACUGCUCCCCUCGUGGUAUACGCAUAUGGAGCACUGUUCCGCUAUGAUUACGUAAGUUUCAUACCGCACGUGAUGCCACGACAUUUUGUCAUGACAGGGUCAAGACCGCUGAAAAUUGGGCCAGACGGAAGCCUCCAGCUUCUAAACAUCCAGAAGGAAAACAAAGGGACCUACUCGUGCACUGCAAGCAAUGAUGUUGGGAGCUCACUGGAGAAGACGAUAAGCGUAUCUGUCACCGGUAACGUGUCUUGUGUAAACCUUAACGGAGUACGUUUGCCAUGGAACCAUGAUUCCAAUGCCUGUGAUUGGAACAGCCCGAAGCGUACCGCAGAGUCAGUUCUUCACGGCCACUGUAUUUCAAGACUCAGUCGACAGAUGGCAGGAACACCGCAGCGCGACGAAAACGUCAGCGAGAAACUAAGCAUCCUACGCCGCGUACAUUUUCCACCAAGAGUCAGCAUGGUUUCCGUGCGACUCGGAGCACUGAUGAUAUUUUUCUUGCAACGAUGUUUCCGGUGCGUCUUUUCAGCAGAGCCACCAGAAAUCCAGCCGAUGGUGUUUCCCAAGAAUCUAAAGGAAGGGGCCAAAUUUCGAGCGUUUUGCUCUGUCACUGGAAGUCCGCCCUUUACAUUUAAAUGGAUGAAGAACAACAGAAAGCUUCCUGAAGACGACACGGUGUCAACAGAGAACGCUCAAGACUACAGCAUUCUGGUGAUCGGGAAGCUACGCAAAAGCCACGCAGGAAACUACACAUGUGUCGUCCUAAACAGAGGUGGAGCAACAAGGCAUACUUCUGAACUCAUAGUGAACGCUCCACCAGCGUGGGCGACCGAACCAAGCAGCGGUGUGGUCUUGCUGGGGGACAAGCUGGAAAUCGGAUGUCAAAGCCACGGCUACCCAGAGCCUACAGUAACAUGGGCCAAACACGGUGUCUCACGGGACAGUACAGUCAUUCUUGCUACCCUGAACGGAACUCUGCGGAUUAUGAAUGCCACAAAGUCUGACGGCGGGACAUAUGUGUGUACUGCAGCAAACAGCUACGGAGAACGACUUGAGAAGGAAGUCACCGUCAGAGUGAUCGGUAAUGUACCAAAGAGCACGCGAUUCAAGAACUUCACUCUUUGGCACGCAGUGCUUUGUACUACCUGUCAAAGCAAAAGCAUUGAACUCGUCUCGCAUAUUUUCUUUUUUCCAGAUCCGGAGAACAUCUCGAACGGCGUUAUUUAUGACAUGAAAAUGCACAGUGCCUUAUUAAAUAGCAAACUACUUCGUUUCCAAAGACAGUUCACACAUUAUAAUCUACAUUCAAUUGACUGCUUAAUUUCUCUUUCUAAAGUGCCCGCCCGGUUCGAGGAGAAGUUCAAGGUGCAGACGGUACGGCGCGGAGAAGCAGCGACCUUGCAGUGCCAAGCCAUCGGGGAUUCACCACUGGAGAUUACUUGGUCCCAAGACAAGAAGCGGCUCAUAUUCGCUCCAGUGACAAGGUACGAAAAGUUCGAGUCGAACACGGAGAACGGUGUGACCUCAGAGUUGGCGAUUCCGACGACGGACAGGAGCGAUGCGGCCCUCUACACCUGCGUCGCAAAGAAUGAGUACGGCAGCGACGAGAGGAACAUCAAGCUGCUUGUCGUCGAGGUCCCCGCUCAGCCGUUGGACCUUCGUAUCCUGGAAGUCUGGAGCCGCAAGGUGAACGUCAUUUGGUCGGAGCCGUACAGUGGGAACAGCCCCAUCAGCAGCUACAUCGUACACUACUGGAGAGACAGGGACGGGGCGCAUCGCCUCAUGGAGCAGACCGUGCCGAGCGGCCAGACUUCGGCCAUGAUCAGCGAGCUUCACCCGGGUGCCUCCUAUUCUCUCACCGUGACCGCCGAGAACGAAGUGGGUCAGGGUCCCCCCUCGGACCCGGUCCGCUUCCUCACCGCCGAAGAAGAGCCCGGCGGAUCACCAACCGACGUCUGGGCAGCUGCCAAGGGACCUACUUCUAUCGCCGUUUCGUGGAAGCCUCCUCCUCGAGACACGUGGAACGGUGUGCUCAAGGGCUACUACGUGGGAUACCGGGCGGCCGAGUCCAGCCAGCCCUACUCGUUCAAGACGGUCGAGACGGUGGUCAACGGAUCCCAGGAAGUCACGCUAGUGGGUCUCACAAAGUCCUCGCGGUACAGUGUGAUCGUCAAGGCCUUCAACGCCAUUGGAAGCGGACCGCCCUCUGAAGCCUUGCUCGUCUACACUUUGGAUGGCGAUGUACCAUUCCCUCCCGCGCUGACCCUGAUCUCAAGCACCGACUCUGCCUUCAAGGUUAAGUGGACCCACUCGAAGGCCACCGCUGCUCCCGUAACAGGCUACACGCUGCACUACAAGAAGAACGCAGGCCCCUGGCACCACAUCCCGGUCGUGGCUUCGGGCGACACGAGCUAUACGCUCACAGACCUGGACGGGGGUGCGACAUACAAGGUGUACCUUACCGCGUCCAACCAGUUUGGACGCGGGUCUGGGAGCGAGGCCAUCAUCAUCAACACCACUGAUCAAGGUCAUGACCGGGCUUGGGUCUUCUACAAGGAUCCCUCCCUGCUGGUUCCCGCCGCGUCCUUUCUCAUUGCUGUCCUGGUCGUCAUCACCGUGGUCACCGUCUGCAUCAAAAAGACCAAAGCGCACAAGAACUUCGAAAAAUCCCUGGAAGCAGAGAAGCGCCAGAGCUACGGCGAGGUGACGCAGCAGCAGCAGCGCUACAUCGACGUCACAGAGAAGCGCAACCGCUCCGACUACGCCACCAUCCAGAGCCGGAGGAGCCUCUCCGGCAACUACAAGAUCGAGGAACUGCGCUCGGCGGCACCUAACAGGGGAUACAAUACUACAGACGCCAAGGACAGGCGGCUUCCACCGAAGAUAUCGCCGUUCUCGUUUCCAAACAACGCGACCGUCGGUCAAAGGGGGACGGCGACCUGCACCGCCACGGAAGGGGAUCAGCCGCUCAGCUUCCGCUGGCUGAAGAACGGACGGCGCCUUGACGGCGGGGACGCCACCAUUACAGACAACGCCGACUUCUCCGUGCUCAAGAUACAAUCGCUGGACGUGGACAGCUCCGGGAACUACACGUGCGUCGUGACUAACCUCGUUGGCUCGGUGUCCCAAUCUGCCACGCUCACCGUUCACGCGCCUCCGCGAUGGAUUCAAGAGCCGACGAGCGCCGUCGCGACGUCCGGCGAGACAAUACGGAUUCCGUGCAGAGCCUCGGGCAGCCCACCACCCACGAUCACCUGGACGAAAGCAGGACAGCAAAACCUGGGGGAACGCCGACAGUCCAGCAACGGAACAUUGAUACUGACUACAACAAGCAGCAGUGACAAUGGAAACUACAAAUGCGAGGCCAGCAACGGAAUCGGACAGACUCUUCAAAAGACAGUCACCGUGACAGUCAAGCUGCCGCCCAGGAUUACCCCGUUCAGUUUCGCUACCAAACUAGUUGCCGGCCAAAGGGCAACCGUGACAUGCUCCACUUACGAGGGCGCCCAACCACUAACGUUUGUGUGGCUCAAAGAUGGAUCUGUCAUCUCCAAGGGCGAGAACGUAGAAAAAAGCGAAGGAGAGGCUCACUCGACCCUCAGCAUAAGUCCCCUGUCGCUGCGAAACAGCGGUAACUACACCUGUGUAGUCAGCAACGCAGCAGGCUCAGACUCCGCCUCCAGUUCGCUCAUAGUUUACGGUGGCGCGGCAACCGAGAGUUCCGGAGGCGGCGUCAUCCAGAUUGCGUCAGCCGCCAAGAAGGAUGAAGGCCACUACAAGUGCCACAUCUCGAACGGCAUAGGAGCCGACCUCUACAAAACCGUCACGCUGGCAGUGAAGUCCCCACCAACAUGGAGGGCGGAGCCCGUCGAUAUCCACGUCACGUCUGGUGAAUCUGUGGAGAUUCCGUGCAAGGCUGAAGGAUUUCCUCCACCCACUGCAACAUGGCUGAGGAACGCGGCAGCUCCAAAAAUCCUCCCUUUUGCGUUUCCGCGCGCACUGACCGUCGGAGAAACGACCAGUGUGACAUGCACGACUACCGCCGGUGAUGAGCCAUUCAAGUACCUUUGGCUCAAAGAUGGCUCGGUGGUGCAGCCCGGAGAUAACGUCAAGGUUGUGACAUCCCCCGAGUUUUCGGUGUUUAAGAUCGACAAGCUGACGCUAGAGAACGCCGGUAACUACACCUGCGUGGUAACCAACGCCGGAGGAACAGUGUCCCACGCCAGCACCUUGGAGAUUAGAGUGCCUCCAUCCAUACCGCCUUUUCAAUUCCCGAAGAACCUCGAAGUGCAGCAACGCAUAAGCGUCAUUUGCACAAUAUCAGUCGGAGAAAAGCCGCUGCAAUUCGCCUGGCUCAAGGACGGCUCUGCACUGGCCAGUGGCUCGAGGAACGUCCGCAUUGUAGACAACGCCGAGUCUUCUACAUUGCACAUCGAUCUGCUGACACUGGAAAGUACCGGGAAUUACACCUGCUCGGUGACCAACAAGGCCGGCUACACGUCUUACACGGCUCUACUCGUAGUUCACGAGAAGCCGAAGCUACAACCUCUGGUGUUCCCACGCAGCCGGAUUCGUGUGGGCGAAAGUGCCAGUGCGUUGUGUGCUUUGGUGGCCGGCGACCACGACGUGAAAUUCAGGUGGUUUAAGGAAAACGUCGAGAUAGGUGGUGCCGUGCCUAAUGUGAAAGUGAAGAAUGACAAGAAGGUGUCCGUGCUAACCGUCGAGCCCGCCACCAUCCAAAGUGCCGGCAACUACACCUGCACGGCGGAGAACAAUUAUGGCACCGAUGCCAACUCUGCGACGUUAGUCGUCGAAGCUCCACCCGUGUGGAUAAAUGAACCCGGAGACGUGUCUGCCGUAAGUGGCUCGAACGUCACCGUGCAGUGCACGGCCAGUGGAUCACCGCCUCCAAAAAUAACGUGGACAAGAACCAAAGCGCUCUGCUGUCAGUUCAUCGACAGUCGAAGUUUACAGAGGCUUCUUCUCGAUGCUGUACAAGAUGUUCACAUUUUUACAGAGCCGCCAAAGGUGAAUCCUUUCUCGUUCACCAAGACGCUUUCCGAAGGGCAGAGCACAGCAGUUACAUGUACCGUCACGGAGGGCUCCAAGCCCGUGCAGCUUCAGUGGCUCAAAGACGGACACGAAGUCGUCAGCAGCGGUGCUGUGAAACUGAUCAAGCAUGAAACGAUAGUGGUGCUCUCCAUCGAGCCAGUCAAAGUCGCAGAUUCCGGAAACUACACCUGUGUGGCUCGGAACAAACACGGAUACGACCGCUACACGUCAGCGCUGCAAGUCAAUGCGCCACCCAAAUGGGAUGUGGAACCACAGGAUGUAGUGCUCAAACGGGGAGAGACGUUGGAACUUCACUGCAAAGCUGUGGGCUACCCAGCACCUGAAAUAAGGUGGCUUAAAGAAGGUACAGAGUUGAAGAGGCCUUCAGAGAACAAAGCCCAAGUCCUGCAGAACGGAACGCUGGUCAUCAGCAACGCAACGGGCCAUGACAGCGGCAAAUACUCUUGCCUGGCAUCCAACGGAAUCGGCGCUGCCUUGACGAAAACAGUGUCCUUGCUCGUCAAGAACGCGCCAAAGAUCCAGCCAUUCCAAUUACCGGCCCGUGUGAAAGCCGGUGACAAGGUGAUCGCCACGUGCAAUCUUGCGUCGGGAACACCACCUGUCACCUUUUCAUGGCAUAAGGAUGGCAGCGACGUCACAAGUUUCUCUAAGGAUAUCAGCUAUGGCAGCAACAUUGUGUCCGUCUUGGCUAUUUCUUCGGUGUCGCUGGACUCGCAGGGUAACUACACCUGCACGGCAACAAACACCUACGGCAGCGACUCGCAUACAGUUCAGCUCAAGGUGGACAAUAAAAACUCACUCGAGACGUGGAAGCAGCCUGUCGUCUCCCUCUUUCCGCUCACAGAAGCUCAUCGAGGAAAAUACACGUGCGAUGCAAAUAACGACAUCGGAGGGCGGCUUACCAAAACUAUUUCGGUAUCCGUCAGAGCAGUUGUGAUGGCACGCUAUGAGGUUUCAACCGGCGCAAUGCGGAUGGUAUUUGCGCUUACAAUUUCGGCGCUGAGCGGAGCCGCGUCACAUCAAGAACCGCCAGUCAUUCAGCCAUUGGUGCUCCCCUCCGACGUUGUGACUGGCGUCAGCACCAAACUCUUCUGCAACGUGCAAAGCGGAACGCGGCCGCUGGCGUUUUCUUGGAUUAAAGACGGUGCUCCCGUACGAGAAGCAAUAUCGUCGCAGGACGAUUUCUCGGCAUUGAGCAUAGACCCGGUGACAGCUGCAAGCGCAGGAAAUUACACCUGCGUGGUGAGCAACGCAGCGGGUACAGACCGAUACACAUCAACGCUGGAAGUGAAGCAGCCUCCACAAUGGAUCGACGAACCCCGCGACGUUUCCACUGCCGAAGGUGCCCAGGUGCAGGUUAGGUGCUCUGCGGCGGGGCGCCCACAGCCCGCCGUUACGUGGAGCCGAUGUGUCUCCGGAGGCAAGCGCAGCCUGGUCUGCGGUGACUCCGAGACACCGGUACCCGUCAGGACCAGCAACGGGAGCGUCUCGUUCGCGCCCGUUACGAAAAAGGACGAGGGGAGGUACGCCUGUUUCGUGGACAACGGCGUCGGAAAGCCGCUUAGGAAAGUGAUCCGCGUGGCCGUCAACGUGCCGGCCAAGUUCACCGAGAAGCACAGUGUGGUGACCGCUCGGCGGGGCGAGAACGCGCGGCUGGUGUGCGACGCCCAGGGAGACCAGCCGCUCACCGUCGCCUGGUCCAAGGGCGUCCAGAAAAUCGACCGAGGGGGAAACUCACGGCUGGAGAUAUUCGAGACCAUGACAGACAGCGGCCUACGCUCGGAGCUCUUCAUUUCCAGCACGGAGCGCAGCGACGGCGCAGUCUACACCUGCCGCGCCGAGAACGAGUUCGGCCACGACGAGCGCACCAGCAAGCUAUUGGUCGUCGAGGUCCCCGGUCAGCCACAAGAUGUCAAAGUCUCCGAAACGUGGAGCCGCUCGGCGAGCGUCAGCUGGUCUCCGCCGUACAGCGGCAACAGCCCGGUCGCCAAAUACGUCAUACAGUACUGGAAGGACUCCGGUACAGCGCACAGGCUCCAAGAAGUUGCAGUGCCGGGAUCGCAGACGUCAGCCCUGGUCGGCGACCUGCACCCUGGUUCCACCUAUCACCUGAGCAUCCUUGCCGAAAACUCGGUCGGCGUCGGACUCGCCUCUACGCCUGUCAAGCUGCACACGGGCGAGGAAGAGCCAAGCGCAGCGCCAACUGACUUCCACGUCGAGGCCAGGGGGCCGAGCACCGUGCGUGUUUCCUGGAAGCCUCCUCCGCCGGACGAAUGGAACGGCGAUCUGCUCGGCUACUACAUCGGCUACAAGCCGACGUCGUCGGGCCAGCCAUACUCGUACCGCACCAGCGAGUUCCGGCCGAACGCCAGCCAUGAGUUCUUCCUGACCGGCCUCCAACGUGGGACGGAGUACGCGGUCAUCGUGAAGGCCUACAACGCCGCCGGCUCUGGGGUCGCCUCGCACGAGCUGCACGUCAAGACACUAGACGGGGAUGUGCCGCCGCCUCCGAAGGUGUUCGUCUCCGGCACGACGCAUUCGUCCAUCACUGUCACCUGGCACCAGCAGUUCGCCAGCGGAGUGAGAGGUUAUGUGCUGUACCAUCGGCCAGAAGAGAGCACCCAAGACUGGAAAGAGGUGAACCUUGACUCACGAUCGUCCUCGUACACCGUGUCCGGCCUCGAGUCCGGCGUCCUCUACCAGAUGUACGUCAGCUCCACCAACGAGUACGGCACGGGCGAUCCCAGCGAGAUCAUUACCGUCAGGACGCACAAGGCCGGCGGCGUAAUGCAGUCCCCGAUCUUCGGAGACGCCAGCACCCCGCUCUACCUGAACCUGUUCAUCAUGAUCCCCGUGCUGGCGAGCUUGGUGACCAUCGUGCUCGUGGUCAUCGUGACGUGCGUGUGCCUCCAGCGAAUCAAACGCCGACCUCCGCAACCGCCGCUCCAGCCUCCGCCGGGCACCAUGGAGAGACGGAGCAAGCAAUUCGCCGCCGGCUUCGACGGACAGCCGCAGAUGACAUCGACGAGCGCGCGGCACGCCGAGAAGGCACAGCAGGCGGCUGGCGAGUACACGGGCCUUUCGCAGCGCUACGUGGAGGUGCAGCCACCGCCGCUGCCCGCUGACCACCCGUGCGCGCUGUACCCGGCGCCCUGCGCCACGCUGCCCAUGACCGAAGAGCUCGAGGCGAAGAUGGCCAGGCACAACGUCAACCAGGAGAUGAAGACGUUCCUCGCACAGAACCGGGAGCUACCAACGCUUCCCAUGGGUGCCAAGGCCUGCAUGUCCAUCAAGAAGGACCACAUGUACGAGAGCGCCCAGUGA
This is a messenger RNA of Dermacentor andersoni, 9199 nucleotides long. Its product is annotated as cell adhesion molecule Dscam1-like. The record is from RefSeq and is a predicted model, not a curated record. Lineage: Eukaryota; Metazoa; Arthropoda; Arachnida; Ixodida; Ixodidae. Gene Ontology annotation, molecular function: protein binding. Gene Ontology annotation, biological process: cell-cell adhesion.